AUGCCAUUAAGAGCCAAGAUAUUAGACCCUCGACGGACGAUACGGGCACAAAUGUCUACGGAGUUUACAGGUAGUACGGGUUAUUCUGAUAGAGAUUUCCCGGAUGCUGCAAAAGUUCCUAAGGAACUAGAUACGGAUGAUCCCCGUGAUGUACUCUUCAACAAUCUAUAUGGUCUGCGGACCAUCGAACUUAACCGACCAGAGAAGUUAAAUGCUCUCGAUGGCUCGAUGAUUCGAAAGAUCUUUCCACGAUUAGUCGAAUGGGAGAAAUCAGAUUUAGCAAACGUGAUUGUCGUUAAAGGUGCCGGCGGGGCAUUUUGCUCAGGAGGUGAUGUGGCUGCGCUCGCGACACAGAAUAAAGAGGGCCCAGAAGGCCAGCGCAAGUCAAUGGAGUACUUCUCUCUAGAAUACCAGCUGGACCACUAUAUUGCAACAUAUCGAAAGCCGUAUAUCGCAUUCAUGGAUGGAUAUACUAUGGGUGGAGGUGUUGGACUUAGUGUCCACGCUCCGUUCCGUAUUGCCACCGAGAGAACGGUUUUCGCCAUGCCAGAGACCAAAAUAGGCUUCUUCCCCGAUGUCGGGGCCUCAUUCUUCCUACCUAGAAUGCCAGGCUCUGUAGGCACUUACCUAGCACUUACAAGCAGUCGCUUACACGGAGCAAACGUGUUCUAUUCAGGUCUUGCGACACACUACUUACACUCGACGAGUUUGCCUAGUUUAGAAUCGCGUCUGGCUGAAUUGCGAUUCAGGGAUUAUGACAGUUUAGAAGACCGCCUAGCUAUCAUCGAAAUGACCAUCGAAGAGUAUGCUACAGGUCUCCCUCACGACGUUCCUAUCCUACUGCGCGGAGAACUCCGGAAAGCCAUUGACCGGUGUUUCAGCAAAGACACCGUUGAGGAUAUUAUAAAUGCCUUGAAGCAAGAGCAGGGAUCUACCAAGUCAUGGGCAGAGUCAACACUAGAAACCCUGCAUCAACGAUCACCGACUUCAGUUCACGUGGCCCUCAAACAAAUGCGUGUAGGACGUAGGUGGUCCAUCGCAGAGACGUUCCAGAAAGAACAUCAAAUAGCCGCCAAGUUUAUGAAGUACCCUGACUUCAACGAAGGCGUCACAGCAUUACUAAUUUCAGAGGAGCGGCCUCGGCCUACUCCGAAGUGGCAACCGGCUACAUUAGAGGACAUCCAGCCUGAGAGCAACAUCACCGAUCCGUUCUUCUCCCUGUCCCGUGACCUACCAGCGUUGGAUUUACUGGUCGAUAGGGACUAUAACGAAUAUCCAUACCAGUCCUUCGGCGUACCUACAGAGCUAGAUGUCGAAACGGUCGUUACGCAGAACGGGUUGUCUCGUUACGCCGUCCGCGAAGAGCUUGUUCGAAAGAAGAAGGGUAGGCAAGGCAUCGGCGCUAUUGUGGAUGAGAUCUUGGCUAGGAAAACCAUCGUAAAUGACGAUGGCAAGGCUGAAUGGGUUGACGAGUGA
Annulohypoxylon maeteangense is the source of this 1476-nucleotide messenger RNA. RefSeq names its product ClpP/crotonase. Gene Ontology annotation, biological process: L-valine catabolic process. Bases 1 to 1476 code for a protein of 491 amino acids. Gene Ontology annotation, molecular function: 3-hydroxyisobutyryl-CoA hydrolase activity. The record is from RefSeq and is a predicted model, not a curated record. The transcript is spliced from 2 exons. Gene Ontology annotation, cellular component: mitochondrion. Lineage: Eukaryota; Fungi; Ascomycota; Sordariomycetes; Xylariales; Hypoxylaceae.